Hibiscus syriacus is the source of this 982-nucleotide messenger RNA. RefSeq lists its product as uncharacterized. The coding region runs from base 6 to 899 and encodes 297 amino acids. The record is from RefSeq and is a predicted model, not a curated record. Lineage: Eukaryota; Viridiplantae; Streptophyta; Magnoliopsida; Malvales; Malvaceae. The transcript has a single exon.
CUCCAAUGAACCCUUCACUUCCAGAAACGAUCUUUAUCUAUAUGGGAGAAGGAAUGAAUGAAGCAAUGGAAAGGAAACGCCCCAGAAAGCUCAACUUAAACGCACCAUUCUUAUCGACAAGGCGACCGGUUGCUGCUGUAUACAUUAGCGAUGAAGUUUCAUGCAUCAAUUCGAGUAACGGGAUUCCGUUCUGCUGGGAACAGGCUCCCGGAAAGCCGAAGAACUCGGAGAGAAGUAACCACGUCGAUGAAGCCGAAACGCCUCGCCCGAAACCCCCACCAGGCAGAUGGCUUCCAGUACCAAAAGAGGCAACUAAUGGGGAUUAUGGUCACAGUCAUGAUCACCAUGACGAAGGUUGCGAUGCCGAUGUGGACCACUAUGAUAACGAUGACAACAACGACGUAUUCUCGGACGCCGCCGAAGUCUUAUCACUAACGGAAGCAAUAGACAUCGUUGAGAAAACAGAAAAGCUCCACCAUGAAUCAUCAAAGGGCUUAGAGCCUAGUGAAAUGGAUGGCAUGAACUUAGCUAUGAGUUUAGAGCACAGUGAUUGUCCAUCUCCAAGUUUCAUAAUCGAACGCUUUCUUCCGGACGCCAUAGCAUUGGCUGCAUCAUCUGCUCUAAGCAUGUCCAAAAGAAAGCUUCCUUACUUAUGCAAUUACUUGGAUCAGUCACCUUGUGUUUCCCAAGCAGUAAUAAAACGAUCAUCACUGUCUUCUUCCACAAAGCGUUGUGGGCUUGAAAUGCUGUUGCCAUGGCGGAUGAAGCACAGGCUUUGUAGCGUAAGAAAUCCAAUCAAGGAAAGGCCAAACAAUAUUAUGCAACCAAAAGCUAGUGCAAAGCAGAAGAAAUUGUUGUCAUCAAUUGUAGCGGAUUCUGCUGAAUGGAGAUGUAAAUAAUAGAGGUUUGCUUUUGCUAUGUAUAGACAUAUAGUGCAUGUAAAGGAAUGAUUAGAUGUACUUUUGGGAUCUCAUUUAUUUUU